Fusarium redolens is the source of this 1270-nucleotide messenger RNA. RefSeq lists its product as uncharacterized. Bases 1 to 1212 code for a protein of 403 amino acids. The transcript has a single exon. The record is from RefSeq and is a predicted model, not a curated record. NCBI's taxonomy places the organism in Eukaryota, Fungi, Ascomycota, Sordariomycetes, Hypocreales, Nectriaceae.
AUGCCCUCGUUCAUCGUCUUACGGCGGACUAAAAUGGAAGCUGAACAAACUAUGCAUGAAUCUCCAGUGCUGAUGACUCCUCCUUCGUCAAAUGCACGCCGCGGACCACUCUCCAGCAAAGACGACAAUGCAUGUCAGCCUCCUCAUAUUUCGGCCGACGUCUCAGCCCGACUAUCGUCGCCGCCUCAGGACACAGCGAGACAUCUUUAUGAAUUCAACCAUUUCGCAAAACUACCCGCAGAAAUCCGAAGUGAGAUUUGGAACCUGGCGUUCUCUCCAUCUUCUCCUCGAAUUUACAUUCCGUACGCGCGCCGAAUAGAAGGAAGUGGGAGGCAGUACCCUCACUAUCAACACGACGUGCCAGGACUUAUGUUCGUGUGCAAAGAAGUCCGGGAAAACAUCAUCAGAAAUCGAAAACUUUCUCUCAUCUCGGGCAGAUAUGACGUCUGUACCUGUGAAUAUGUCGACCGCAUAUAUGGCUGGGUUGAUCCAAAACGCGACUCACUCUAUAUUGAUCUCCACUGGGAUAUCCAAGAUCAUUUUGAUGAUAUCGAGAACGUCUUUGAAACUGUAAUUCUCUGUCCAAAGCACAUUGGGAAUGCGAUGCAUCUGGAGGAACUGUCUUGUUGGUCUACAUCACUAUCUCGUUUUUAUUCCUCGGAAUCACGCCCAUCGUGUUCGUCGAGGGUCGAAGAACUACAACUCGUGUGCCGAUCAUACAGCCUCCCAAUCUCUAGGUUCUCGGUUGGAACCCAGAAUGAUUUUUUAAUCUUUGAUCUUGACAAGGAGAAUGAUGUAAACCGGUUUCUAGCGUUACGGAGCCGUCUUCCAAAGUGCGACAUUCCCUGGAACGAUAUCGAAGAUGAUUUGCGUCGAGAAAGAAACCUUGAUUGGCAACUUGGAGUACUCAAUGAUUGGCGUGCAGGGGUAAAGCGUUUCGAGGGCCGAUAUCAUAUACGACUUGGUGACACCGACAGCGAAGAGAUGCGACAUCAUCCCUUGCCAAAGGAUGUGCAAGUAGACGUUUUGGAUGUUUUUAAUGAUACUUGGGCUGAUCCCGAUGGCAUUUCGGAUGUUUUCCAUGGCUAUUUUUGGUUCAUGCUGCCGUGGGCGGAUUAUGCAACUUUGGUCAGCCAACUUUGGGCCUCCUCCAUCGGUGUAGAAACAUUUCCCGAGGUACGACGGGUUGUACAAUUUCAUCUAGAAGGAUAAGACACGCAAUUGACAGCUUCAUAACUGAAAUGACGUAUAUAGUCUUGGAUGAGUUUCG